Exophiala spinifera is the source of this 909-nucleotide messenger RNA. RefSeq lists its product as uncharacterized. The record is from RefSeq and is a predicted model, not a curated record. The transcript is spliced from 2 exons. Lineage: Eukaryota; Fungi; Ascomycota; Eurotiomycetes; Chaetothyriales; Herpotrichiellaceae. Bases 1 to 909 code for a protein of 302 amino acids.
AUGGUUCGCCCUCUAGGCCUCAAGUCUGAGAAGUUCAAGUCCUUGGCACACGGUGACAGAAGACGACGUCUAGACGCUCCUCCGCCAUUGCCAUUCGACCUUCGCGACCACAAGAUAUCAAUAAGUAUAUUUGUCUUCCUGGCACUAGCGGAGUGCUGCUUUCUCCCGAUCGGCCUGUACUAUGGUUUGAUCUAUGGAUCGAAUUUGCGAAUGGGUCUCAUUUUUGCAAUCAUAACCAGCUUGUUCGGAUUUGUGAGCGGCUAUGAAUUCGGGUUGCGAUCCUGGCGCAUUAUGCGGUACGGCGACGACUUUCGGCCAUUAUAUGGCAGCCAAUACUUCAGGGGUUUCGAUGCGACCCAAUAUGUGCUGCUUACUCCUUUCACGGUUAUGACCAUCAUCUUGAUCAUCUUCAGCAUUCCACAUAACCCAUCGGUCAAGGCACUGUCAUUGCCGAUGCCUGUUGGUAUGAUUAAUUUGGGCUUAAUGUUUAUCGUUAACGGUGUAGCUGCGCAGCGGCGGUGGAGACUGAUGCAUUUCCGACUCAGCUCCCACGUCAGGAAUACCGUAUGUCCACCACUGACCUUCGUUUUCAUGGAGGAUAUUUGUGCUGUGGAUGGCAGGGGCGGCAAAAAAUAUCGCAAAGCAGCUCUAGCGAGGUACAACGCGUCUCCGCAGUUCCGCACCUUGCUCAUGGAGGUGCUUUGGUUUUGGUCAAUUUCAGCAGUGGUGAUUGGAGCAGCUCUGGCAACAGUCAUAUGGUUCGUCAGCGAUCAUGUCGCAUGGAGCUUAGGUUGGGGUGUGCCUUCGUUGUGGGCUUUGGUCGGGACGUGGCUGACAAUCCUCUGGGUCCAAAGAGGACUCCGUAUUGAGAAGGCGACCUGGACACCAGUACAGGCAAACCAAGUAUAA